CAACAGGAACAGGAUCCCACUAACCUGUACGUUUCCAACCUGCCUGUGUCCAUGGAUGAGCAGGAGCUGGAGAACAUGCUGAAACCGUUCGGUCACGUUAUCUCCACACGGGUACUACGGGACGCCACCGGGGUCAGCAGAGGAGUCGGCUUCGCCAGGAUGGAGUCAACAGAGAAGUGUGAUGUGGUGAUUCAACAUUUCAAUGGAAAGUUUCUGAAGACUCCUCCAGGCGUACCAGCUCCUGUAGAACCCCUACUCUGUAAGUUUGCAGAUGGAGGACAGAAGAAGAGGCUGAACCAGAACAAGUACCCCCACAACGGACAACCGUGGACCAGAGAUGGAGAGAGUGGCAUGACGUUGACAUAUGACCCCACUGCAAUGCAUAAUGGGUUCUACUCCUCUCCAUACAUCUCCACCAAUAGGAUGAUAGCACAGACAUCCAUCACUCCCUUCGUCGCUGCCUCACCUGUCUCCACGUACCAGGUCCAGAAUACAUCCUGGAUGCCUCAUCAACAGUAUGUUAUGCAACCUACCGUUGCUGUGAUAACCCCAGCUAUGGACCUCUCCAUGCCCAUGCAGCCCUCCAGUAUGAUGGGUCCUAUAACACAGCAGAUGAACCACAUGUCCCUGGGAAACACAGGGACCCAGUACAUGUCUGCAGCAGCUGCUCCAAUGCAAGGAGCCUACAUUCCUCAGUACCCUGCAGUGCCUGCCUCCGCCCUCACAGUGGACGCAGUGGUGACAGAGGACUCGCCCCAGACUGAACCCCCCUCCUCACAGGACCCUAACGGACAGCCACCCCUGGACAGCGACUCAGCUGCCUACUCCUACCAACAGACUAAAUAACAGGAGGAUGACGAGCGAUGUGUUUCCGGUAACUGCAUUGCCUUGAGACAGCGGCUGCACUGAAGCACUGGAGGGAUGGAGGGAGGAAAAAUACUGGAUGACUAAAAGGAGGACUAAGAGAGAUCGUUUUAUCUUUGCACAGGCAUCAAAAAAAGACUUUGUUUUAUCUGUCCAGAGAGAGAGAGAGAGAGAGAGACGAGAGAGACGAGAGAGAGAGAGAGAGAGAGAGAGCGAGAAGAGAGAGAAGAGAGAGAAGAGAGAGA
Messenger RNA from Oncorhynchus gorbuscha (pink salmon), 1109 nucleotides. Its product is annotated as RNA-binding motif, single-stranded-interacting protein 3-like. Lineage: Eukaryota; Metazoa; Chordata; Actinopteri; Salmoniformes; Salmonidae. Gene Ontology annotation, molecular function: mRNA 3'-UTR binding; poly(A) binding; poly(U) RNA binding. Bases 52 to 846 code for a protein of 264 amino acids. Gene Ontology annotation, cellular component: cytosol; nucleus; ribonucleoprotein complex. The transcript has 10 exons. The record is from RefSeq and is a predicted model, not a curated record.